Lotus japonicus is the source of this 2506-nucleotide messenger RNA. Its product is annotated as PHD finger protein MALE MEIOCYTE DEATH 1. NCBI's taxonomy places the organism in Eukaryota, Viridiplantae, Streptophyta, Magnoliopsida, Fabales, Fabaceae. The record is from RefSeq and is a predicted model, not a curated record. Bases 217 to 2283 code for a protein of 688 amino acids. The transcript is spliced from 3 exons.
CACCAGCUUAGUCCAGUUUCAAAAACCCAUACCCAAAGUGUAAUCAUUGCAUUGAUUACAAAUUCAAAAAACCAUCCCCAAAAUGUAAUCACAGUUAUAACCCCAAAUCCAAUGGCAAUUCAAUUUCUAUAGAGCGCCAAAUUCAACUAACAGAAUCAGUUUCAGUUUCCCUUUCAGUUGGUUGAACCCUCUUCUUCCUCUCACUCUCUCUGCACCAUGUCGUUCUCCCUCAUCGAACCCUGCAAGAAGCGAAGGCGAGUUCCCAAGAUUUUCCGGUUGCACUCUUUCGGCGACGCUGGUUGCCCCAUUGCGCCUUCGGGUCCCUUCCGCGAUAACGUUCGGUUGUUUCUUCAAGAAGCUGGCGAACUCGAAGAUUACACCGUUUUGGGUAACCCUCUUUGGGGUACCCUUCUCAUCCAUGGCAAGAGCAACCAGAUGGCUCCGUUCUACACCCUUGAAGAGAACGUCUGCAACUCCUCGAACCCCUUCUGCGAUCACUGUCGCUGUGUAGGUUGGAGUGGCCAUUUUGUAUCCAAGAGAAAGUACCAUUUUAUUAUACCAAUGGAUAAUGGGUGGCAUAAACCCUUAGGUGAGGGUGCUCUUGAUAAUCAGGGUCAUCUCUUGCAUGGGGUGGUUCAUUCCAAUGGGUAUGGACAUUUGGUCUGUCUUAAUGGCAUUGAAGGGGGAUCCAAAGUUCUCAGUGGGAGAGAGAUCAUGGAUCUCUGGGACAGGAUCUGCACUUGUCUUCGAGUGAGGAAAGUGGCUGUGGAAGAUGCUUCAAGGAAGAGGUCUAUGGAUCUUCGCUUACUUCAUGGAGUUGCUUAUGGGCACUGCUGGUUUGGGAGGUGGGGAUAUCGGUUUUGUCGUGGAAGUUUUGGGGUGACAGAGGAAAACUACUCUCAAGCAAUUGAAACUCUUGGCUCUUUGGAGCUUGAUGAGAUUGUACAAGAUUUAAGCAAGACAAAGCAUCAUAAAGAAAUCAAACAAAUGGUUCGCAGCUAUAGAGAUAUGAGUGAAAGCCAGAUUAUCACAAUCAGGGAUCUUCUCAGGUUUAUGCUCACUAUCAAGUCUCGAGCUCCUAAGUCAAAGGUAACAGUCACUUCUUCUGCUGCUGCUACUUCUUCAGCAUUCAUCUCAAGAAAUUCCACCAAAAACCCACUUUCAAACAGACCAAGUCCCAUGAAGGAAAAAUCUGCGAGGUAUAAGAAGUUCAGCAUUGCAGUGGCUAACAUGGAUAGCAGGUGGCCCACAAGGAGGCUAGAGUUUGCUGCACAAGUGAUUGUGGAUGCACUGAAAGACUCGGGUUCUGGUAGGAUGACAAGGCAAGAUGUGAGAGAUGCUGCUAGGCUCCACAUUGGUGACACAGGCUUACUUGACUAUGUGCUGAAAUCAAUGAACAAUGUCAUUGUUGGAAACUAUGUCGUUCGCCGCAUGGUGAACUCAUCAACAAGGAUCCUGGAAUAUAACAUUCAUGAGCUUGGCAAGAAGGGAUUCAAAACCCCUAAACUGGAACCCCCUGAGGUAAUGGCUCUUGAAGAUCCCGAAGUAGAGUCAUCUUGGGAGCCUGGCAAUGAUGUUUACAGUGAUGUAGUUUAUCUCUACAAGAAUGUGAUUUUGGGGUACCCAAAUUCAGAGCCAGUGGACUUGUCAGUUCAGACAAUUCUUGACAGCAGGCACUUUGUGAAGGAGUGGCCAUUAAGGGAUGAAAUGGAGCAGGUUUUGACAUUCAUUUGCUGCUUGAAACCGAAUUUCGUUGACAAUUUGAAAGGGCCACCUUGUGGUGAGAUUGUUGUGGUUCCACUGCAUGCAACUGUUGGGGAUUUGAAGCAGGCUGCUGAGAUUGCUCUGAGGGACACUUAUUGCAUUGCAGACAGGCUUAUAGUGACAGACAUCGCAGAGUUUAUGGGUGUGAGAGAUGAGGAAGUGCUUUUUGGACUAGUUGAAUCAGGGGUGGAGCUUUGUGUGAGGGGAAUUAGUAUAGAUCUGUGCACACCAUUGAAGUAUCAGGGCGGGUCGGAUAACUGGAAGGUGAGAUGUGAAUGUGGAGCACAAGAUGAUGAUGGGGAGAGAAUGGUGGCUUGUGACAUUUGUGAGGUGUGGCAGCAUACAAGGUGUUGUGGGAUAGAUGAUUCUGAGACAGUGCCUCCACUCUUUGUGUGUUCUGGGUGCUGUGAUUCACUUGUGCCACCAAGGAUUGAUUCUGGCCUUGAUAAGGAUUGUUUUGAUGGUUUUCUGAUUUCAACUGAGCCAACCCAUUUGCUGGAGUACGGGUAUGGCUACUGAAGGCGGCUUGAGUACUGGUGCAACACUUGUUGAUUUAGUCACUACACUAGUUUCUGUUCUGAUUUCGAUUCUUGGUUUUCAUGUUUCUUGUAAAUAUACUUCUUAGAAGUGCUCAUUUUUUGUAGGUGAUUGAACUUUCUAUAUCAUUUUUUGGAUGAUAUGAAAAUUCUAAUCUUGUAAAGGGAAACAAAAUAAGAAAAUAGAAGGAAUAAUACUUCAAUCA